Messenger RNA from Macrosteles quadrilineatus (aster leafhopper), 897 nucleotides. RefSeq lists its product as uncharacterized. The record is from RefSeq and is a predicted model, not a curated record. The transcript is spliced from 6 exons. Bases 118 to 618 code for a protein of 166 amino acids. NCBI's taxonomy places the organism in Eukaryota, Metazoa, Arthropoda, Insecta, Hemiptera, Cicadellidae.
AUAGCAUUGACUAUACCUACAGACUAUAUAUACUACUGUAGGUAUAUAUAGUCAAUGAUUAUAGCUGGAACCAAUACUGAGUGCUAAAAAAACCUGACACUGUUAACUGCAAUCUCCAUGUACAACAAAUGUGAUGCAAUCUUCAGUACGACCAUUAUUAUGGUCAUGGAAUCGCCUGCUUCAUCUCCUGCUUCAGAGUUACAGCCUCACAUUGGGAGUUCUUCUCGGGAGACUCCUAGAGCUUUUUCUUCCUCCCAGUCUAGCACUUCAACUUGCAAGGAUGUCCAAAGCUGCAAAAAUAUUGGCAUGCUGUGGGAAGCAGUGAUGGAUUUGACUAAAAAGGACAGACAGACAAGGGGAGCAACGCUCUAUCCCUCAGAACAGUCAGAACACCUUAGAGGGAUGUUUGAUGUUUCCCUACUGAACAUCUGUCUACCUCUGAAGACUGAGGAGGAGUUCCUCCAAUUUGAGGAAAAAUUGAAAGAACUAAUAUUCCGUCAAAAAGUUGCCAGGAUGCUGCUUACGUUGAAUGGUAACAGUGUUAAAAGUCUGGCAGCAAACCUGUUAAGAAAAAUAUUGUCAGACAAUGUGGCAGAGACAUUUUCUCUCACAGGAUAAGCCAUCACUGGAAACAAUAAAAAAGCCUUUGUCACAACAAGUCUCUAUGCGAUAGUUGGUGAAAUUUGUGUUAAAAAGUACAGAGAUUGCCAGGAGAAAGAGGUGAGGGAGGGUGUAAGCGACUGGCUUAUGCAAGGAAAAUUUAUGAAACAGAGAAGAGAGAAGAAAGCCACUGCCGUGUACUUUCCUGCUCCUUUUUAACAGAAUUCCUAUAACAAACUACUAAUACAAUUUUGUUCUGUAAGUUUUGGUAAUAAAAUGCCCAUAUUAUUCAUUCAA